UCGUUCUGCAGUUCCUAGUGGGAAGCGCCUCCUGCUCCCCGCCUCGAGCUCCAGUCCCCUCCGCUCCUCCAGACAUCCGAGAGGCUGUUCUGCAGCUCACUGUUUAUCCUGCACAGCCUGGCAACUGGCCGCGCGCUCCGGAUUACCACAGGACACCAUAUACAAAACACACUUUGCUCUCUGCUCUGACUAAUCGAGAGUAGACUUCCUUUUUUUUUUUUAAACUGGAGGAAAAAAAAAAAACUUUUGGGAUAGUCAAAGGAUCUUGGAUAUGUGCUUGUGAUUUUAUCUUCUGGGUUUGAUUCAGUAACUUUACCUUCUUUUACUUGCCCUUCUCACCUUUCCUCGGAGGGCCCCGCGUGUGCGUUUGUGUUUGCACGCGAUGGAUCACACACUGUUCGGGUGCCUGCGGAGCCCCCACGCGCCGGCCCAGGCCCUGCACCCCGCCUUCACCCAGUCCCCCCUGACUCUGCACGGACGCUCGGACCACGUCUCCUACCCCGACCUGGCCUCCUCCUCAUCCUCCUCCUCCACUUCCUCGCCCUCUCCCUGCAUCAUCUCCAGCUACCCGGUGGACGACGGCCUGUUUGCCGGGCAGCACCACCUCCACCACCACCACCACCACCCUCACCGCGGCCACCUGCCCUCGCAGCAGCACCACCACCACCCGCCUCAGCACCACGCGUCGUGGCACAUCCCGCAGAUGCCGUCACCUGGCGGGAACAUGCGCCACAACCUCUGCCACCCGCACUCCCACUCGACCCACGACAGCGGGCCGGCGCCCCCGGACCUGGGACACCCGGGGGGGCCCAGCAUGUGCGCCAGCACCCCGAGUCUGGGCAUCGGCAGCACCCCUACGGGGGCCUCCUGCGCGCCUGCAGACUUUGGCAGACAGACUCUGUCACCUGCCGAGGCCGAGAAGAGGAACGGCAAGAGGAAAAGCGACAGUUCAGAGUCCCAGGACGGGAAUUACAAGUCCGACGUGAGCAGCAAACCCAGGAAGGAGAGGACGGCGUUCACCAAAGAGCAGAUCCGAGAGCUGGAGGCCGAGUUUGCCCACCACAACUACCUGACCCGACUAAGGCGCUACGAGAUCGCCGUCAACCUCGACCUCACCGAGAGACAAGUGAAGGUGUGGUUCCAGAACAGGCGGAUGAAGUGGAAGAGGGUGAAGGGCGGCCAGCAGGGGGCGGCAGCCCGAGAGAAAGAACUGACCAACGUGAAAAAGGGCACGUUGCAGCCGUCGGAGUUCUCCGGCAUGGCGGCGCUCCACCACUCGACGGACUCCUUAGCCAACGAGGACAGUCACGACAGCGACCAGAGCUCCGAGCACGCCCACUUAUGAUCCACGACCCCCCACCUUCUUCUCAGAGGACAGGCCCUGCCCAGCCUUAGAAGGACUGCUGUUCGCUGAUUCGCCCAUCGUCAUACAACGAUGCUAAAUAAGUGUACAAAUAUACAGAGAGAAGUGACGUGUGGUGAGACGAUGCAGCCAGCAGGCAAAAUGUAGAUUUCAAGAACUGAGAACGUAGAGGAGGAUUUUGACAUCUUUUAAAGCACCAUUGGUUAAAAAUGCCCUUGAUGAGAGCCAAAAACGAUUGACAUGUGAGGUUUUUUGGUUCUCCCAAAACACUGAAUACCACAUAACAUUUUGGAAGUCCUACUUGGUCGAGCUGUUGUAAACAUUCCACGUUGUGUGCCUCGAGAAAAGCAGGCUUUGAUUUGCACUGUUGAGCACUCAGUCUGCACCUCAAGUCAGGUUUCACUGUACAAAAUGUAAAUUGCCGUGUAUUUCAGUUAUUGAAAAAAAACAAAAAACAUCAAGUGCCAGGAAAUCAAAUUUGCCUCGCUAAUAUAAAUGAUCUGUAAAUAAUUCUCUGUAUUGUCUUACCAUAACCAGAAUUUUAUACCUACACUAUUUCAGCUCACGCGGUAAUAAACACCGACAGUUCUUUACUCAUCACUUUUCUGCUUGGAGAUGACGUUUUGUAAACAAAAUCUGAAGACCUGACAUGUGUUUUAUUAAAUCCUUUCAGGGGCAGUUGCAGAUCGAAUAAAAUUCAACCAGUGGUAAAUGAAAUGCAACAUUUGGUGCAGCCCAUGUGCGUUGCAUGAAGUGAAGCUGAAAUGAAUUAAACAUUACAGAGAGUGGUGAAAGCUGGUGAUGGGUGGGGGUUGGAGGGGGCAUCCUAAAUUCACCUUCGCCUCGGGGCAUGGGCCCGGGACUCCUGCCAGGAGAGAGAGAACCCGCAGAGGAUCGGAUUCUGUUACAAAAUCCAGUUGAAAAUACCUUCUUGACUCCAUCUCAUCUUUCACCACAUUGUGAUUGUGCAUUCUAAUUUUUUUUUUUUUGAGGAGGCACCUCACGCGGCAUGUCAAGGUUUCAACUUACUUUUUCAUCCCAACCCCCCAAAGCAAACCACAAGAAGAAAGUGAUACUGUCUCCUUUUUUUUCAUUUGCAACUGAAAUUCUCUUUCAAGUACUCACAAAAAUGAGCUUUAAUCAGCUCACAGACUAUAAACCUUUCCAAGUGAAAGUCACUGCCUGUUUGAUUAAUAAACAACCACAUAAAAGAAAGCAAAUUUAGCAAAACCUUCAAUAUGUGCCAUAUCCUUUCAUAUGUGAAGAAAGAGCAGCUGUCUUGCUUUAAAUGUUGCCCUGCAGUGCAACGUAAGAAAGUCAUGUGUGUGAACACUGUCUCCAUUUUUAUGAUGAUCAUCGGUCAUUGAUGAUCAUCGGUCAUGCAUGAUCAUCAGUCAUGCAUGAUGGGCUUUCUCCUGAUUGUUAUCUGUCAGCACACAAGGUCAAAAGUGGCUGAAAUCAGCUGAGAAUUGCUUUGGAGUACUAAAGUUGAAUAUAGUUUGAUAAUGAUGUAUAAAUCUAUCUAAGAGUUUCUCCCGCUGAUCGAUCAUGCCCUUGAACUGUCCUUAAGUCUUUCAUUUAUUGAAGCAAAGAGCAGAUAUAUGAACGGGUAACCUUCAUAUCUUUACUGUUGAGGGUCAUCUACUUUGCCAUAUAGCUGACCUCACUUGCUUUAUUGUCAUUUUCACCCAAAAUCCCCCUUUUUUUUUUACUCUUUUAACCAAAUAUCAAAACAAUCUGAAGUUGUGUGUUUGUGUGGGUGCAGAUUAAAGGCUCAUUACGUUUCUCGUACGGAAAUCGCAACUUUCCUACAAAAAUGGAAUUCACUGUAAUUUGCUAAAACCCCCACAAAAGCAAAUCCUAUAAUCUAGGAAGCUUGAAACCGCAAAAAAAAAGAGGAGGGAGGUGUUGAACAAAUGCGGCAUUCCCCUCAGGAGACUGCUGUUUGUAUCGUGCGUGGAAGAAGUCACUGACCUCUACGAUGCCCACCGGCUUUUCCUAAUCUAAAUUGAUCAACAAUAGCUUAUCAACCUAGCUAUUACCUAGCUAGUAUUUUGCGAUCUUUUUCUAAGCGUAAUUAAGGUAUUUCAUGACCUUUUCAUAAAUCUAUCAAAGUAUUUCACAAUGUUUUCAUCAACGUAACUAAGUAUAUCCGAUCAUUUUCUAAACAAGACAGAAGUGUGAAAUGGUUCCUAAAUGCAAUGCAUCAAAACUGACACGUUACUGGACGUUCAAAAGACAAACUGAAAUCAUACAAACUGUCCACAAACCCUCACAUUGGAUGGCUGUUGAACAUUAAAGUUUAUAACCCUCGUUCAUGAAUGUGAUUUGGAAGAAAGAAACACAAGGAUCGUGGUAGUAACUGUAACAGUGGUAACUGGUGACUUUCGUCACACGUAUUGUGUACGUAGAUAACGAACACAAUUGUGUGCAAAAUCGAUUGAUGGAUUUUAUUCGGACACCUGCAUGUGAUGUUUGUGUCUUCAACAGUAAAGCUAUACAUAAAACA
Gasterosteus aculeatus aculeatus (three-spined stickleback) is the source of this 3872-nucleotide messenger RNA. RefSeq names its product mesenchyme homeobox 2a (gene meox2a). Gene Ontology annotation, cellular component: nucleus. Gene Ontology annotation, biological process: positive regulation of transcription by RNA polymerase II; somite development. Gene Ontology annotation, molecular function: RNA polymerase II cis-regulatory region sequence-specific DNA binding; DNA-binding transcription factor activity, RNA polymerase II-specific. NCBI's taxonomy places the organism in Eukaryota, Metazoa, Chordata, Actinopteri, Perciformes, Gasterosteidae. The record is from RefSeq and is a predicted model, not a curated record.